GCAGACAUACCCGUUGUAUAGUAGAGAUUCCAAGUCAACAAUGUCGUGGUGGUGUUGGAUUGCUAUUGCGUUCGCUCACCUCAUCCUAGAGCAGUGAUGUAAUCGCAACACCAUGAACUGUUUCGAGCAUAUGUGGACAAGCCUCUCUGUUCCAACAUACACAACAUUUCUGACUCUUGGAGAUCGUCAUGGCUCUUCGAACUCUCUCCGCCAAAAGCGCGGCUGCGCUUGACCAAGAGCUCAUGUCAUCAGGCGCAUUCUCUAUCGAUCAGCUGAUGGAACUUGCUGGACUGUCAGUAUCGCAAGCUGUCUUCAAACUCCAGCCCCUCAGCAAAGGCAAGCGCAUCCUCGUAGCAUGCGGUCCUGGUAACAAUGGUGGCGACGGACUAGUCGCAGCUCGUCACCUCUUUCACUACGGCUACCAGCCUACAAUCUACUACCCAAAGCAGAGCAAGAAUGAGUUGUACCAGCGCCUCAAGAAACAACUCGAAGACCUCAAAGUGCCCUUUACCGAAGACUUCACCAGCGCACUGAAACAAACUGACCACAUUGUCGACGCGAUAUUUGGCUUCAGUUUCUCGGGCGAAGUGCGUGAACCUUUUCCCAAAGUCAUUGAAGCUCUAGCAUCCACAUCCGUUCCUGUCCUCGCUGUCGAUGCACCGUCAUCGUGGGACAUUGAAGAAGGCCCAAGGGAAUCCGGACCAGGCAAAGGCUUCAUGCCGCCGGCUCUCAUUAGCUUGACUGCGCCCAAACCGCUGGUCAAGAAGUUUACUGGCAGGCAUUUUCUUGGCGGGAGGUUCUUGAGCCCGGAGAUGGCGGACAAGUACAAUCUUGAUAUCCCAGCGUAUGAGGGGCUGGAUCAGGUUGUUGAGGUACCUGUCGAGGGUGGAAAGCUAUAAAAUUUAUCAUCUCAGACAUGAUGCCAGACAUCAAUGUAAAAUACUUUGCGCAUCACGAUCCAUCUUGGGUGUUUUGAUGGCAUCCGAACCCCAGCUUCGAAUGCGCUUCGGCAAACAUCCAAGUUGAUUUCUUUCGAGGCGGAAGCCCGGAAGCUCUGUGUCUCUCUUG
Alternaria alternata is the source of this 1068-nucleotide messenger RNA. RefSeq names its product meiotically up-regulated gene 182 protein. Bases 189 to 899 code for a protein of 236 amino acids. NCBI's taxonomy places the organism in Eukaryota, Fungi, Ascomycota, Dothideomycetes, Pleosporales, Pleosporaceae. The record is from RefSeq and is a predicted model, not a curated record. The transcript has 5 exons. Gene Ontology annotation, cellular component: mitochondrion. Gene Ontology annotation, molecular function: NAD(P)HX epimerase activity.